AUGAUCGCAGCACCUACUGUGACAGCAUGCCGCUGUCAGGAGACUCCACCUGGCCCUCCUGUGGUAACUGAAGGGCCACAGCCAACUGGCCCACCUGGCCCACCAACCGGAGGUCCUGAUCCAGCAGGUCAACCUACAGGAGGUCCUGAACCAACUGGCCCACCUGGCACACUAACUGGAGGUCCUGAACGAACAGGUCUACCUACUGGAGGUCCUGAAUCAACUGACCCACCAGGCCCACCAACUGGCGGUCCUGAACCAACAGGGAAUCUACUGGAGGUCCUGAACCAACUGGUGAACCUCAGCCUACUGGAGGACCUCGGCCUACUGGACCACCAGGGCCACCUUCUAGGGGAUCUUAUGAUUUUUUGCGUGGUGUGUUCUGAGGAUUCUGCAUUAGUACUACUUUAA
Messenger RNA from Schistocerca americana (American grasshopper), 411 nucleotides. Its product is annotated as proline-rich protein 2-like. The coding region runs from base 1 to 411 and encodes 136 amino acids. Lineage: Eukaryota; Metazoa; Arthropoda; Insecta; Orthoptera; Acrididae. The transcript is spliced from 2 exons. The record is from RefSeq and is a predicted model, not a curated record.